This is a messenger RNA of Lactuca saligna, 423 nucleotides long. Lineage: Eukaryota; Viridiplantae; Streptophyta; Magnoliopsida; Asterales; Asteraceae. The record is from the annotation of a GenBank genome assembly.
AUGAUAAAAUAUUCCGAGUCUCGUCUCUUGGAGAAAAUUGAUAUUUGUGAUCAUAGCAAUGAGAUGAGGGUAAAUUCUCAGAAAUCUACUUUUGAAGGUGACUUGAAAGAAUUAAAACUGGUGGCAAAGGAAUAUCAUGUCUUAUUUGUUCAAGAUGUGAAGAAGGUGAGAAAAGAUGUGAAUUUUAAGCCUCAAGAGCUUCGACAAGACGUGGAGAAAGAGAUUGCAGUUGUUCACACUAAAUUUGCAUCUCUUCAACAGAAGGUGGAUAUAAUCUGUGAUGCAUUUAUCAAAUUUUCCAAGUUGUAUGAAAGUCUGAGUGCUCAAAUUGCUCAACUUUCUACAACAGAGAACAAGAAUUUUUAUGAAGUUUUUACACUGUUAGCUUUGUCUUCUCCUCUAUCUUCCGAAGAUUUUAUCUAG